AUGGACAUAAACUCUGCUGAAAAUUCUCCUUCUCUGAGUCAUGGUGAACUCAGUCCUGUCCCCAAGCGCCGAGCAUCCAUUGCUUCUUGCAUUACCAUUGAUAAGCCGGGAUCGUGUUCUUCUAAUGAAAAACAAGUUCGAGCGGCAAACACUAUUAAACGUAGGGUACCCAUCUAUCUCAGAGCCUCGACCGGAUCUUGCCACGAUAUCUGCAAAUAUGGAGGGCACCAUGCGUCGAAAGAGAACACUAUGGAAUAUCUACGGAAAAAGAAUUUGAGGAAGCCUUCACCAAAGGAGGCGAAUUAUAUGAGAAAGAAGGAAACUUUUGAAGGUAAGGAAACUGAGCAUUCACAAACGAAAACUUCAAAAUUUUCACCGAAUGAGUCUUCAUCGGAGAUGAAGAGACGGUCGUCUUUGGCUAAAGUUUCUCCUCUAACCAAAUCAUGUCCCCCAAGGCUGAACGCCGUAUCUGGAAACAAGACUCGUUUUCCAAAUUCGUCAUCCGGUAAGAAAUCCUCAGUGUCAGAAAUCCCUGAAAUUGUCAAGAGGGAAAUAUCAUUGUCGUCUGUAAAAGUCGAAGUUCAAGCAAAAGCUGGUGGCUCGGGUGAGAUUCGUGAGAAUAAAAAGUCUGUCAAGCGUUCUUCUCCAGCAAAGGCAAACUUGGUUAAGGUUAAGCCAUUAAGUUCUUCAGGCAAUUCACAUGGUUACCAAACUGGCCGAAAACUGACAUCAUCGGUGGCAUCUGCUGACAAAGCAUUGAAAACUCCAUCUUCUUGUUUAUCGGCAGCUAGAUUAUCUAUUGGGACCGGUAAAGCAAGAGAAGUAGGAAGGAUAAAACCGUCAUUGCUGUCGUCAUCGACAUCCUCUCUUAAGUAUCGGAAAGGGACUGAGGAAUCCAACAGUGCCGUUUCUGUGAAAACUUGUCAUGUUGUUGAGACCGAAGCAAGAAAGGGUAUUGAGAAAUCAGAUGGUGAGGAACCUGAAAGAACUUUGCAUGUUAUUAAGAAUGAAGCAGAAAUCAAACCAUCGCUAUCAUCACCAUCGUCAUCUCCCAUAUUAUCUUCCUUUGAUUUGAGGUCUCAGUCUUUGUCUUCUCAUGAAGAAGAAAAAGAAGAAAAUGAUGAGAUACAAAAUAGUGGUAAUGAAGGUAAUGAAGGAGAUGAAUUUGUCUCUGAAAAUACAGUAUCCAUUGAAACCGCCAAUAUACAACCUGUGAAAGAGAAUCACACUCGUACAACGUCUCCAUCUUCUCUAUCUCACGAAGAUGAUGCUGAGAAGAUCUACAGUAAAAGUGAUGCAGAUUCAGAGAUAGAGAACUCACAACUUUUGAUGGAAGAUCACGAGGGUACUUCAUUGUCCUCUAAUGAUGAUGAUGAUGAUGAUGAUGAUGAUGAUGAGGAUGAUGUCAAUGAUUAUGAGGAUGAUGUCAAUGAUGAUGAGGCAUAUCCAUCUUCAUCAUCCGAGUCUAUAUCUUGUUCAAAGACUCUAUCUACGUCAUCUCUUGAUGAAAAUGAUGAAGAGAUCAAUGGUGAACUAGACGAGAUCGGAUUUUCUGAAAAAAUGGCAAUUGUGGAGACCGGCAAAGUACCGCCUCUGAAAGGAAGUCGCAAGACUCCGAUAAAGAGUAAGUUGGUUUCAUCUGAAGAUAAAAAUCAGCCGCCAUUGAAGUUGAAGUUCAGGAGAGGAAAAAUACUCGACCCACAGCCAGAAUGUAAUAUACCAAAGAGAAUCAGAUUCAGGCGGCCAGGAAGUGUUAAUAAAACGGGCGAUUUGAUCUCAGAUAGCAAGAAGCCCAUGGAUAUCGGAAAUGUUCAACCAGAAAGGACUCUAAGAAAAGCAGAAUCAUCUAUCUCUUACAGCAAGAGGUCUGUGGAUGUAAAAUCUGGAACUCCAAACAAAUCCUUAAGAAAGAGCCGGCUGGCAGUAUGUGAAGAUAAAUCUCAAUCUCCUGUGAAUUUAAUCCGUAGGGAGAAGACGGUGGACUCUCAGAUGGCUAAUAAGAGUCCCAUGAGGCUGAAAUUUACGAGUAGGGUCGCUCGACAUGAAGAUGGCAAAAGUGAAUUACGGACAAAAACCAUAAAAAGGGCAGGAAGCAAGAACGAUGUAGUUGGUUUUGAUCUUUCAUCUAGAAAAGUGAUUUUAAAGCACCCAGAGGUGCAGAGGAAGAAAGACGGUCAAGUUUUGUUGAAUAAUGUGAUUGAAGAGACUGCGAGCAAACUCGUUGAAAGCAGGAAAAGUAAGGAAGGCGCGAGGGAGUCCGCCUUCAUCGAUCACAAGCCAACAAACAGAGAGGAGGCGGCCGCCGUCAAGCCCAGCCCAUGGGUGGAUGAGUGCGCCAACGCCGGCAGCAGCAUAGAGGAGAAGUGGGGAGGGGUGGGGGAUGGGGUUGGGGUGGGAAGGAGGGCUCUGGAUCUGCUUUUUCUUCUACGAAAGGGAAUGGGAGAGAAUUUUGGUUUAGAGAGAGUUCAUAUUCUGCAUGUAACUGUCCUUUAG
Molecule: messenger RNA, 2493 nt
Organism: Striga hermonthica
Lineage: Eukaryota; Viridiplantae; Streptophyta; Magnoliopsida; Lamiales; Orobanchaceae
Source: the annotation of a GenBank genome assembly